Molecule: messenger RNA, 2221 nt
Organism: Neolamprologus brichardi
Lineage: Eukaryota; Metazoa; Chordata; Actinopteri; Cichliformes; Cichlidae
Gene: cldn12
Product: claudin 12
Cellular component (GO): plasma membrane
Source: RefSeq, a predicted model, not a curated record
AAACACCCCGAGCUCUGCGGAGGGCACAUCCUGUUUACUCUCCGAGCCACUGUAUGAGACUCGGUUUGUGUUCAAGUAUGUAAAGGAGAAACAGGCUGAGAUGUUACCGACUUCACUGUAAACGUAGCUCAACAAGGAAAACGGAAACUCCCCUGUCAGCAAUAACCAGCCAUGUCGUGCCGGGACAUCCACGCCACCAACGCUUUUGCCUUCAUCAUUGCUAUUUUGUCUGUAGGUGGGCUCACAGUGGCAGCAUUAAUUCCGCAGUGGCGCGUAACGAAACUCGUCACCUUUAAUCGCAAUGCCAAGAAUAUCAGUGUGUAUGAUGGGCUGUGGGCUAAAUGUGUGAUGCAGGAUGGCUAUUCAGGAUGCCUCUACUAUGAUUCAGAGUGGUACUCCAAGUUGGAUCAGCUGGAUCUGCGGCUUUUGCAGUUCUGCCUUCCCACAGGCCUCGGGUUCGGCAUUUUAGCCUUGCUGCUGUCCAUGACUGGGAUGUGUAAAACCUGUUGCUGCUCAGACAAGCCUGAACCGGACAUUAAAACAGUUAGAUUCCUGGUGAACAGUCCAGGUUGUCACCUGGUGGCCGGCAUGUUUUUCUUCCUGGGCGGCGCAGUCCCCAUUGCGCCCUCCGUGUGGUUCCUUUUCCGCACCAAGGAGAUGAACGCUAGAUAUGCCAACAUCUUCUCUGAUGGCUUUGCUGUGUAUAUAUCUAUAGGCUGUUCUGGAGGACUGAUGCUAGCCGCGCUGCUGAUGUUCAUGUGGUAUUGUAUGUGCAAGAAGCUGCCUUCACCUUUCUGGUUGCCCAUGUCCACGUCCAACUCCAUGUCGACCCAGCCUCUCAUUGCCAACGCACAUUCUCCUGCCUCAGCUUAUGUUCCGCAGCCUUUCCCACCACAGACUUUCCCUCCUACAGUAAUUAACGCCCAACCGCAUGUGCCCGCGCAGGGCUACGUGCAAAGCGUUAUUGCACCUGCUCCACCACAGGUGUACGUGUCUCAGGUUUCUGCACCGAAUGGCUAUGGAUCAGAGGUUGAAGGAAACCACGCCUAUGGCUACGCCCCCUCUCAAAGUUACGCUCCCUCACAAAGUUACGCUCCCUCGCAGAGCUAUGCCCCCUCGCAGAGUUACGCUCCCUCUCAGGGGUACGCAUCCAGCUAUACAGGCCACCGCUACUCCACCCGCUCGCGGAUGUCAGCAAUAGAAAUUGAUAUUCCUGUGCUGACGCAAGAGUAGUGAAAGAGGAGAGGCUGAUAACCUCAUCACUUCUGUCCAUGAACCUCUAUAAAUUUCACCACUGAUAAAACUAACAGAGUUUGAUAGAUGGAAGUCAGUCCAGGCCUGUGAACUGCUGAUGGCAGAGGAUGAGAAUCGGUAGAAACAGCCCUGGAUGUACCACAUGAAGGAUAAGAUUAACCUCGAAACUAAAACACUGCAUUCAGUUUAGUAUUGUUUUAAAAAAAAUACUUGUUUCACUGUUUUUUAUAUCAGAGUAUGAGCACUAAAUAAUAGUUUAUUACUUGCUGAAGUGGCUAAUGGACCAACCUAAUUUUCUGUUACAUUUGUGCUUGACACUUUAUCCUUAAUUUCAAGUGACCUUUGCUUGUGUAAAGCUUACAGUAUGAGGAUUGUCUGUUAUCACUGCUGAAGUGCAUUAUGGACUGCAAUUAACUUUGACUUCUGUGUCCUGAAUGGACAACUACUAACUAACUCACCUGUUUUUGUUCUAACACAAAGUGUUUAAUGAACUGUCACUUUGAAGAGCAGCUGUCAUAUCUUUGUUAAAUGCACUAAGUGUGUCUAUAAUGUGCCUGGUUUAAUUGCCAUUGUUUACCUAUGUUGUUAGCCUUGAGUCUAUUUUUUUUUUAUGUAAAGCCUCCUAUAUAGUACUUAAUCAUUUGAUAGAGCGUACUUUUCCAAGGUAUUUGUGUCAAAAAACAUCAAAAAGGUGCCACUAAUAAACCUUUUAGCUGUGUUCAGUCUGAUGUACAAAUGCAGUUAACAUUACUGUAUUGUCAGAAACACUAAGACAUCUCUAGUGUGGUAGAAAAAAACUUGCUAAUGUAGCUGGAAGCACUGAUUAAGGCUGUAAGUCAUGAUUAAGCCACAUUUGUUGCCUUCUUGCAGGUUCUGCGUAUGAAGUACUGAUCUUUAUGUGAUUCUAAAGUGAAAAUGUCAAAGAAACAUGCUUUUCUACACUGUUUUUGUUUUAAAUAAAACAUAA